Molecule: messenger RNA, 372 nt
Organism: Dictyostelium purpureum
Lineage: Eukaryota; Evosea; Eumycetozoa; Dictyosteliales; Dictyosteliaceae
Exons: 2
Coding region: 1-372 (123 amino acids)
Cellular component (GO): membrane; endoplasmic reticulum
Molecular function (GO): protein-macromolecule adaptor activity
Source: RefSeq, a predicted model, not a curated record
AUGGAAUUUCUUUCAAACUGGUUAAAAUUUGUUGCAUUAUUUAAAAUUAUUUCUAGUUUACUCAUUUUUAAAGAAGACUUUUAUAAAAAUCAAAUGAACAAUGAUAAAAAGAAAUUAGUGAACCCUCUUUUUUGUAGAAUAUUACAAAUAUGGUUUUUUUACACUGGAGUUGUAUCAUUAUUAACAACCUACAGUUUAGAUAAUAAAGAGUUGGUUUUAAGUUGUUUCAUUUCUUAUUUGAUACCACUUCCAUAUUUGAUAAAUGAAUUCUUCAUUCAUAAAACCUAUGCCAAGAUACAUGCAUUGCAUAUACUUCCAAUUUGCUUAAUAUCAAUAAUUGGGUUAUUUAAUCAUCUUUUGGUAAAUUUUUAA